UUGAAAUUAUUUCUUUAAAGUGACAUUCAUGUUUAACAAUAUCAGAAAUGUGUGAAAUAAUGGAGAAUAAUGAAAAUCAACGUAACAAGCGUAAUGAUCAUUUCCCAAAGAUUAUUUUAUUAAUACUGGCAGCCGAGUUCUGUGAACGAAUGUCUUAUUCUGGAAUGCGAGUUUUUUUAACCUUGUACUUGCGCAAUAAAUUGGAUUACACUGACGAUGAGGCAAAGGAAAUCUAUCACAUGUUCAAUGGUAUGGUCAGUCUUUGUCCCGUAUUCGGUGGGAUAGUAGCUGAUAAUUAUCUAGGAAAAUAUCGAACAAUAUUAUACAUGAUGUUUAUUUAUGUUUUGGGCAACUCAUUAGUAGCUGUUACCGCGAUACCACAACUAAUGUUCCCCGGUCGGUUAUGUACAUUACUGGGUUUAUUUCUAAUCGCGAUCGGCACUGGUGGUAUCAGGCCUUGUGUGACUGCGUUCGGAGGCGAACAGUUUGCUCUGCCUGAGCAGGAGAGACUGCUUACAUUGUACUUCAGUAUACUCUACUUCAACUUGUGUGUAGGCAGCCUUAUAGCGAAGACAUUAGCACCAAUAUUCAGAGGCGACGUCCAUUGCUUUGGUGAUAAGGAUUGUUAUCCACUAGCGUUUGGUGCACCCGUUAUUGUUAUUAUUAUUUCAAUAGUGGUAUUUGUGUGCGGGAGACGUCAUUAUAAAAUCAAAGAUCCGAAGGGAAAUAUUGUGGUUGAUUUUACUAAAUGUGUUUAUCUAGGAUUAAAGUUAAAAAUAACAAAACGUCGUCAGAACAAGCACUCUCAUUGGCUGGAAAGUACACGACACAAAUACGACAAUAAAUUUAUUUGUGACGUAAAGAGAACCUUAUCUAUACUUAAGUUGUUCAUUGUAACUCCGAUAUUUUGGUCACUUCUUGAACAAAUGGGAUCCAGUUGGGCGCUGCAAGCGUCAAGAAUGGACGGCAGAUUAGGGUCAUACAUGAUCAAACCUGAUCAGCUAAUCGUGCUGUCACCUAUAUCUGUUAUGAGUUUUAUAGCGUUAUCACAAAAGUAUCUCUAUCCAUGUUUAGCUAAAUGGAAUUUAUUGACGAAUCCGUUAAACAAGCUAAAAUUAGGGGGCAUCAUGGCUGCAUUGGCAUUCGUAGCAUCCGCCAGUGUCGAAACAUAUCUCAAGACAACGUAUCCAGAACUGCCACAAAAAGGUUUUACUCAAUUAAGAAUCUUCAACGGCAAUCAUUGUAGUGUUACAAUAUACAAUGAAGCGAAGAAUAUUUCCUAUACGAUACCAACUCUUUCACAAUUUACGAACACCAAAAUAAACGUAUUUAAUAAAGAGUCUGUCCAUUUAAAUUUCUUGAGUAAUUGUUCUCAAAUAAAAUAUAAAGAAUUAAUACUUGAAGAAAAAAAAGCCAAUUCUUUCUUUUUAACCAAAAACAAUAUUUAUAUUUAUGAUGAUAAUAUUGAGAAAAGUAAAUCAGGAUUUCCUAUAAUAAGAUUUCUAAUCACUGAUGAUGUCAAGAAACCCAUAGAAAUGUACAAUAUGAAAACAAAUAAUAUAGAAGUUAACAUAUCAACUAACAAUAUAAAUGAUCGAUGGGAAGUUUUUAGAUCAAAAUAUUAUAUAAAAGUUGGUGGACGUGAAAUCUUACACAAUACUCAACUCGAAAGCGGUGGAGUGUACAAUAUUAUUGUAGCAAAGGACACAACGGAUUACAUCGCGAAUGUAAUAUUGGUCACGGAGCCAAAUUCUAUAACAAUAUUACUUCUUAUUCCACAAUUCAUAUUUCUUUCAAUUGCAGAAGUAAUGUAUGCAGUAACCGGCAGUGAGCUUGCGUUUCGAGAGGCGCCAGAAAAUAUGAAAGCAGUUGUCGGCUCAAUUUGGAUCUUAAUGCAAGCGUUUGGCAAUAUACUUAUUAUUAUAUUCACUCGUUUGUUAGUUAAUGUGCAAAUGCAAACACAAUUUAUAAUGUACGCAAGCUUGAUGUUUUUGUCAAUGCUAAUAUUCCAUUACCAAAGUCGAAAUUACAAGUUCGCGGAAAAAAUUGAAGACGAAGAAUUACAAGAAAUGAAAGGACAUUCAAAAUAUAAUACUAAUGAAGUGGAAUAUAAAUUCAACGACACAAAUUCUGAAGAAUUAAAUGAUUUAACUAAACAGUAAACAAAAUGGAAAUUCCAUUAAACGUAGUAAUUAAAAUACCUCUAUUU
This is a messenger RNA of Papilio xuthus (Asian swallowtail), 2209 nucleotides long. RefSeq names its product peptide transporter family 1. NCBI's taxonomy places the organism in Eukaryota, Metazoa, Arthropoda, Insecta, Lepidoptera, Papilionidae. Gene Ontology annotation, cellular component: membrane. The record is from RefSeq and is a predicted model, not a curated record. Gene Ontology annotation, biological process: transmembrane transport. The transcript is spliced from 14 exons. Gene Ontology annotation, molecular function: transmembrane transporter activity. The coding region runs from base 48 to 2162 and encodes 704 amino acids.